AUGGCAGAACGAAAAGCAACCAACAAGUACAUUCCUCCCGAUUUUGACCCAAAAAAACACUCCUCCGUCAACAAGUAUCGAAAUUCUCACCCACUCCGAAAACGAGCGAGUAAAUUAAAAACAGAAGGAUCCCUCGUGAUCCGAUUUGAAUUGCCCUAUGAUGGAAUUUGUACAAAUUGUGAAACCAAUAUUGCUCGGAGUACACGAUUUAAUGCCAGAAAAUAUCAAAAAGAUGGUGAAUCCUAUUUAUCAACUCCAAUUUAUACCUUUGAAAUGAAAUGUUAUGAGUGUUCGGGAAAGAUUGUCAUUAAAACAGAUCCACAACAUGCGACCUAUGUUUGCGAGCAAGGUUUGAAAUGGAAAACUCAACCAUUGCUCAACGUUCAAGCUUCAUCAUCAUUGUCUGGCGAUUCCAAUACAACAACUAUUGAUGAACAACAAGAAAUGUACAUUAUAGGUGAUGAAGAUUUUGCUAAUAAGGAUGCCAUGGACAAAAUGCAGCAUGAACAGGAGGAUUUGGAAAAGUCAGAACAUGCAAUUCCUAUUUUACAAUCCAUCAUCAAAAUGAAUCAAAUUCGAAGUGGUAAUGAUUUUGAAUGUAAUUUAAGGUUAAGAAAUGCUCAUCGUAAAUUGAGACAAAGCGAGAAGAAGGCUUGUGAGGAACUUUCCAAACGAGUUGGUGCAUUCUAUGUGAAUGAAAACACACUGAAAAGUGUACUGCCCGAAGAGUCGUUGGAAGAUGGCAUCAUUGCCAAGCAAGAAAUUUCAUCUCGCCAUGUGAACAAGAGUAACACAUUACAAGGAAGAAAUGCACAAGAUGACUCAAUAUUUAGCACCAGGAGCAGUAACAGUCCUGUCCAUCAUCACAAUUCAACCAUGAAAUCCAUGUUGAAACGAAUCCAUCAACCUGGUGUCGUUCAGUCGUUGGCACAGGAGCUGAAAAAGCGAAAAUACAAUAGUCAUGCAACCAGUGGUCAUGCCGAAAAUGACGACCACUCGUCGAAUCAUCAAGCGCCGCUGGACCUCAAUGUUCAAAUGCCACCCAAGUCCAAAAGGAAUCAUUCACAACAACAACAGCAAAAUAUUGCUCUAUCUGGUUUGCGAAAUAUGUACGCCUCUGACUCAGAUUAG
Molecule: messenger RNA, 1131 nt
Organism: Naegleria fowleri
Lineage: Eukaryota; Heterolobosea; Eutetramitea; Acrasida; Naegleriidae
Exons: 1
Coding region: 1-1131 (376 amino acids)
Biological process (GO): mRNA splicing, via spliceosome
Cellular component (GO): U2-type spliceosomal complex; post-mRNA release spliceosomal complex
Source: RefSeq, a predicted model, not a curated record